Arthroderma uncinatum is the source of this 2775-nucleotide messenger RNA. RefSeq lists its product as uncharacterized. The record is from RefSeq and is a predicted model, not a curated record. Gene Ontology annotation, molecular function: chitin binding. Lineage: Eukaryota; Fungi; Ascomycota; Eurotiomycetes; Onygenales; Arthrodermataceae. The coding region runs from base 1 to 2775 and encodes 924 amino acids. The transcript is spliced from 4 exons.
AUGAAAAGACUCCUGCUGGCUCUUCUCGUCUGCACGGCGAGGGCGCACAUCAUCUUCAAACACGCACCGCUCUCGUGUGAUCCCAUUCUCCCGGCAUUCCAAGGAUGUCUACGAGGCCAGCGGUGCUCCCGACACGGGCAAUGCGAGAGCAGUCGUCGGGCAGAGGAUGAGAUCCAGCCUCCCCAGUUUGAUAGCCGAAAGUUAGAUGUCACGCCGAGAGACCUUGAAAUAGAGUAUGCGCCUGGAAAAUGCCGGGGAGAGUCCGGCGAAGGUGAAAGAGGAAUCAGAGACGGGUGCAUCAUGAAGCAUCCAUCCCAUGUCUUUAGCGAUGACUCCGAUGAUGUAUCCCAAAAGGUUGCUCGUCCUCACUUGAGAAGACCUCUACGGCGGCCUGUCUAUCGCCCAAAGGUGCCGAUUUCUGGCGACGACAAGCCUAAGCCUCCUAGCUCUGUGACUUCUACCACACCAGUACCUUCUAACACGACGACUCCUACUGAUACUGGUCAAGUUAAGCCACCGGCACCUUCACCCCCCUUUGCAAAUAUAACUAUAGACGGGGCGUGUGGCUCUACCCAUGGGAACAGCGUGUGUGGGAAUUGGCCGGAUGGAGCUUGCUGCUCUGCUUAUGGCUUCUGUGGUAAUACAACAUCGCAUUGUGGGCCAGGGUGCCAAUCUGGCCCUUGCAUCAAUGGUCCUGCCUUGAAACCCAUCGGUCCUCUAACGUACCACCCGUUUAAGAUCCCGGGAAAGUUCAAGGUUGUUGGUAGUUCAGGAGUUCCUGCGAUGAUGGCCGUCUUGAUGCCCAACAGGAAAGUCGUGUUUGCCGACAAGAUAGAGAAUUACACCGAGAUAGUCCUGCCAAAUGGACAAUAUGCCUAUUCCGCAGAGUACGACCCGGUUUCAAACGAAGUUGUCGGCCUAGAAUACAAGACAAAUGCAUUCUGCGCUGGUGGAACAGUCCUAGCCGAUGGCCGUGCACUGUCUGUUGGCGGAAACGGCCCAUUGUCAUUUAUAGACCCAACCGUCAAGGAUGGAUUCAAAGGAAUUAGAUAUCUAGAACGGAAGUUUGACGACCCAAAAUUAGAUGAUGGCCCAUGGAGCGAGCCUGGACACACCCUAUCUUCUGCCCGCUGGUAUCCCUCUGUACAAACUCUCCCUGAUGGGAAAAUAUUUGUUGCAUCUGGAAGCUUGAACGGCCUGAAUCCUACCAACUCGGACAACAACAACCCGACAUACGAAAUACUGGACCGCGAUGGUUACCCUCACGGAGAAAGUAUAAUAUUGUCCAUUCUCGAGAAAAACCAGCCAUACUACAUGUACCCUUUCCUUCAUCUUCUUAAAGAUGGCAAUCUUUUUAUCUUUGUCUCAAAAUCUUCCCAGAUAUUCAAUGUGGAGACUGACACCAUCAUCAAGACCCUUCCCGACCUUCGUGGUGAUUUUAGGACCUACCCGAAUACCGGAGGCAGUGUCAUGUUUCCCUUGAGCUCUGCAAAUGGGUGGGAGCCUGAAAUCAUGGUAUGUGGAGGGGGCUCUUACCCUGAUAUCAACAGCCCGACUGAUGCCAGCUGUGGGCGAAUAAAACCCUUGUCAGAGAACCCAACGUGGGAAUUAGAGUCUAUGCCAAGUGGAAGAGUCAUGGUGGAGGGGACUCUAUUACCAGAUGGCACAAUAGUCUGGCUAAAUGGAUGCAGCCGUGGCGCACAAGGAUUUGGCAUCGCAAAGGACCCAGUAUAUGAUCCAUGGAUAUACAACCCUCAUGCUUCCCAUGUUGAGCGCUGGGCUGUUGGUGGGUCUACUAAUAUUGCUCGGAUGUAUCACUCUGUUGCUCUUCUUCUACUUGAUGGGACAGUAAUGGUCGCAGGUUCAAAUCCGGUUGAGCAACCAGUCCUGGUCCCAAACCCCAAGGACCCCAAAUUAGCAUACGUGACUGAAUUUCGCGUCGAGAUCUAUACCCCCCAUUACCUCAGCGGCAAGAAGGCAGACCAACGGCCGCACGACGUCGUACUAUCUUCGAGGCACUUAGUCUCUAACAGUGGAAACUUCACGAUAAAUUUCAACGUCCACAAGGAGGCUAUUGACCUUCAUGUCGUGCUCUACCAAGGCGGGUUUGUUACCCACUCCUUACACAUGGGCCAUCGAAUGCUCUACCUUGACUACUCUGGCUGGAAACCAGGCGAAGCCAACCAAACUGUCGAUGCGAUUAUGCCUCCAGACUCUAACGUUGCACCUCCCGGAGCAUAUGUAAUUUACAUUGUUGUUGACGGAGUACCUAGCAUUGGGCAAUUUGUCAUGGUUGAAAAUGCAAACCAGGGCGACAAGCCGAAGGAUGGUGAGAAGCCAGACGACAAGGACAGCAAAAAUGGGCCGAAGAAAGACGGAGAGAAAGGUAAAAAAGAGAAGGGCAACGGAGAGAAGGUUGCGGAGAACGAACAGAAGAACGACAAGGAAAAAGGAGAAAAGGAUAAACCGGAAGGCAAUGGCAAGAAUCAUGGCAACGAGGAGAUUGAGGAGGAGGAAAAGGACACCAAGGAGAUCAAGGGAGACGGGGCCAAGGCAAAGCAAAAAGGCGAUGACAGGAAAAAGGGCAACGAGGACAGAGACGAUGAUAUGAAGGAUGGUAAGAAGGGUGGUAAGAAAGAUGAAAAAGCUGACAAGGAAGACGAGAAAGACGACAAGAAAGAUGACAAGAAGGAUGACGAGAAAGACGAAAAAGACGAUAAAAAAGAUGACGACAAAGAGGCCGACGGUGGUGAGAUGGAGGCAGAUGAAGAGUAG